GCGAAGUAGCUUGGCAGUCGGGGAAUCCCGGGGGGCUUGCAUGGGAAUGCAAGGGAGGGAAGCAGAUGCAAACAGAUCCCCAGGAUAAAAUCCAGCCUUGUCCGUCAAGCAUAUUGAGAGGAAUCGAGUUGGGAUCCGGUUGUGCUCCAGUGUAAACCAGCAAAACAAAAUGGCCCGUGGCUGUCCCAAGUGUCCCUGGUGCCUACAUCUUCAUUCACGGCUAGUUUGUUUUCAGAUGGAAAAAAAGAGAAUAGCUGCUGGGGGGGUCUUCAUUCCCAAGGCAACUGUGCUCGUGCCUUUGUCGUGCUCUGCAGAGCGUUGCCAACAUGAAGCGUGAUUAAAGAGGAUGUGUGAAAUGUACCAAGAUUACCCGCUCACCUCAGGUAGUCAGGAGAAGCCCAGUGGAGAUGCUGAGAUUUUCAUGUGAAUUAUAUGCUUGUCUGGAGACUGCUGUACCUAUACUUUUGUCAUGACCAAUGAAGACUCACUGGCCUUGUGAAGCUAAGCCGUGGCCUCUUUGCACUGUAUUUGCCGUGGGAAUUAAAGCAAGGAGGUAUUUCGGCUGUGUUGGAAGCUUCAUUUGUGCACAGAGAGAAAAUGGAUUAGUGGUUGGCUAAUCCAGGCUAAACAACUCGAUAAUACCACUCCGGAGUUACUCUAAAGGACUCUUUAAUUUCAAUGGGACUUCUGUCAAAUAAAUUAGGCAGGAUGUUAGCCGGUGAAUUGGGGAGGGGAGCAGGAAAAGGCCCACAAGCCAUCCAGUCUGGGAGGGACAGCAAGUUAUUGGAAAGAACUGUGCAGAAGGUCCUGGCUGAGGAUACCACCAGGUCAGAUGUCCAGCGGUGGAGAUUUAGGCAGUUCCGCUACCAGGAAGUUGCGGGGCCCCGAGAAAUGUGCAGCCAACUCCGUGAUCUUUGCCUUCAAUGGCUGAAGCCAGAGAGACAUACCAAAAGUGAGAUCCUGGACCUCGUGAUCUUGGAGCAGUUCCUGGCCAUCCUGCCCCCAGAAAUGGAGAGCUGGGUCCGAGAAUGUGGAGCAGAGACCAGUUCGCAGGCAGUGGCCCUGGCAGAAGGUUUCCUCCUGAGCCAGGCUGAGGCUGAGAGAGAGGAUGAGCAGAGCCCAGAGCAGUCUACACAGUUAUGUUUAUCCUCACAACAGCCCUGUGUGGCCCAGAGGAUGUUGGCCAAAGUGUUCACUGAUUUCCUUAAGGCAGAGAAGGCUCCAUUGAACACCAUAGUGUUCAGAGGGCUCAUGCAGGAGGAUGAGGGAGGCACCGCCCCACUGGGCAGUGAAAUUAAACUGGAAGUUCCUUCUAGGCUGCCUCCUCCCCUUGGUGAUGGAGUGGAAAUGGGUGCUGUGCAGUCACCUGAUCAGGGUCUGGUGACCUUUGAGGAUGUGGCUGUGUAUUUCUCAGAGGAGGAGUGGGCUCUCCUGGAUCCAGGCCAAAGGGCUCUGCACAAAGAAGUCAUGGAAGAGAAUUCCAGGAAUCUGACCUCACUGGGAGGAUUUGCAGUUUCCAAGCUCACCUCUUGCCUGGAAGACAGGAAAGAUCCAUAUGCCAAAAUCUCCAAGGAAGGAGAGAGAUCAAAAGGUGAUAGGAAGGAGAAUGAGAGAGAGGGUGCACCACCGCGAUGGAAAACGGAAGGAAGCCAGGAGAGGGAGAGGAAUGUCAUUGCUUCUGAAGGGACAGAUGUCCAUGUGAUCCAAGGAGAAUGUCAUAAGGGAGACAAGAGGAAUAAAAUUCCUCUGUGUGUACAGAUCUUAACUAGUAAAUUUCAGCUUAGCACACACCAAAGAAUUCACAGAGGAAGGCUAUCCUACAUGUGCUCAGAGUGUGGAAAGAGCUUCCAUCGCAUUGAUAAUUUUGUUUUCCAUCAAAAACUCCACACAGGAGAGAAACCGUAUCAGUGUAUGGUGUGUGGAAAGAGAUUCAGCCACAGGUCGACCUUUAAUUGUCAUCAAAGAAUCCACACAGGGGAGAAACCAUAUACGUGCUCAGAGUGUGGAAAGAGCUUUAUUCGCAUUGAUAACCUUACUAUCCAUCAAAGAAUCCACACAGGUGAGAAACCAUAUGCAUGUUCAGAGUGCGGGAAGAGUUUCAUUCGCAUUCAGAACCUUACAACCCAUGAAAGAAUCCACACAGGGGAGAAACCAUAUACAUGUUCAGAGUGUGGAAAGAGCUUCAGUCAGAGCACACAUCUUACUCGCCAUCAAAGAGUUCACUCAAGAGAGAAACUAUAUCAGUGCUUGGAGUGUGGAAACAGCUUCAGUAAUGUCAUUAAACUUAUUUCCCAUGAAAGAAUCCACACAGGAGUGAAACCAUAUCAAUGCUCAGAGUGUGGAAAGAGCUUCAGUCGUAGCACACACCUUACAUGCCAUCAAAGGGUCCACACAGGAGAGAAACCAUAUCAAUGCUUGGAAUGCGGGAAAAGCUUCAGGCAAAGUGCAAGCCUCACAUCACAUCAAAGAAUCCACACCGGAGAGAAACCAUAUUCAUGCUCAGAGUGUGGAAAGAGCUUUAGUCGCAGUACAAGCCUAACAUCACAUCAAAUAAUACAUACAGGAGUGAAACCAUUUCAAUGCUUGGAGUGUGGAAAGAGCUUCAGUCACAGUUCAAGCCUUAAUGAUCAUCAAAGAAUCCACACAGGAGAGAAACCAUAUUUGUGCUCAGAAUGUGGAAAGAGCUUCAGUCGCAGUACACACCUUUCUUGCCAUCAACGAAUCCAUACAAGGGAGAAACCACACACUUGCUCAGAAUGUGGAAAGAGCUUCAGCCAAAGGAUAACCCUUAUUCGCCAUCAAAGAGUACACACAAAAGAGCCUCCUGAAUCACAGAAACAUUUAGAAUGUUGAAAGACCUUGGAGUGUUGCACAGAUCUAGGGAUUGCCAGAGCGCUGUUUUUCCGUUCCAUGGGUACUUUGCCCAUUUCCCAGUGUUCUCUUACAUCUACAUGAAACCUGUGGGGGAAGUCAUCUUUGUCAGGGGGCUGUCACCAGUAUGUGAAUUGCAUAUAUCUGUGCCAUCUGCAGCUGGAGAUGCAGUUGACAGCUAACAUACAGCACAACAUACAGCACUGUCUUGCUGCACUGGGGCAAUGCAGCAAGUCAGUAGCCUAACACAACUUCCCAACAGGUGCAGUGGAGAAGUGGCCAUUUUUGAUGCCCUCACCUUCCCUAAGCAACCCUCUGUUCCACCCGAAAUAUAUCCCUGAGGGUUGUGCAGCCCUCGGGGACAUUUUUUUCAGGUGGCACAUAGGCCUUACUGGGGAAGGGCAUCAAAUAGCCACUUCCUUGCUGCACCAGUGUGGUUUUGGGGGAAAUUCCAUUGGGCUGCUCUCUCGCUGCACCAGCACAUCCUUGUCCAGUAUGUCAACCGACCUUUUAAACUUGGUGUUUAGAAUGUUAUUUCAGCUAACAAGCUGAAAUUAAAUGUGAGCGAGACAGGUUGUUCUGGUCAGAACGACUGCUGAUCUGGUGAUAGUUUAUCAGCCUGUUAAAGAUGGGGUUGCACUCCUCUUGAAGAAGUAGGUUUGCAGCUUGGUGAUGCUCCUGGGUGUGGCUUUGCACCUGGAUGCUCAUGUGUCUGCUGUGGCCUGGAGGACUUUUGCUCUGCUUUGACUGGUGUGCCAGGUACACUGUUUCUGUCUGUUGGAUCUGGCCGUGGUCAUCCAUGCCCUUGCUGCAUCUUGAAUGGAUUGCUGUAAUGGGCUCUAUGUGGGGCUGCUCUUUUUUGGAAAAUUUAACUGGCCUAGAACAGUCUUCCUUCUAACAGGGAUUCCCAGAUGUCGCUGACUACAACGCCUAUAAUCCCCAAGCAAGAGCCACUGCAGCUGGAGAUUCUGGGAGUUGUCGUCAACAACAUCUGGGAACCCCUGUUAGAGGGAAGACUGGUCUAGAAUGCAGCCACAGGAGUCUUGACUGGCUCAUGGACCAGUUUGUUUCCAGGUGCAAUUCAAGGUGCUGAUUUUGACUUUUUAAAAGCCCCGAAUGGCUUUGGGCCAGGGUGCCUGAAAGACCCUCUCUCCCCAUAUGAAUCAACCUUGCUGAUAAAACUUGCACCAGAGCUGCAGGUCUCAGGGAUUCAUCCGGCAGCCACACAGGACAGGACCUUCUCUGUGGUGGCCACCUCCUGGUGGAAUUCCCUCCCUCAGUAGCUCCAACUUGCCCCUAGCACCGGACAUUCUGAACACACUUGUUUUGUUCUGGCAGGCUUUCGCUAGUGCUGCUCCCUGAGAAUCAGAUAUUUCAGUAGGUACUUGAAAUGGCCGGGGCCUAGGCCCACAGGGGCUGGUUCAGGACCACAGCUUCUUCCUAUUUUGAUGGCUAAAUCUUGUCACACUCUCUUCUAGAAACCAACACUCUCUCCUCCAAUUUUUGAAGCUGUUAAUCACCAUUAAAUCCUUGUUAUUAGGGAUGUGCAUGGAAGCGGUUAGAACGGUGGAUAGUUCUGCUGCUUCAACGGCAGGAGGGUGCAGCUUUAAGGCCGGGGGAGGAUGCACUUCCCCCGCCUGCCCUCCAGACAGACAGCGCCCGGUUUCUUAAACAUCCAUUGGGGCAGCAGCAUACCUCCCUGCUGCCCCCUUCGCUACAUU
Molecule: messenger RNA, 4592 nt
Organism: Hemicordylus capensis (graceful crag lizard)
Lineage: Eukaryota; Metazoa; Chordata; Lepidosauria; Squamata; Cordylidae
Product: zinc finger protein OZF-like
Exons: 8
Coding region: 679-2853 (724 amino acids)
Biological process (GO): regulation of cytokine production; regulation of immune system process; negative regulation of transcription by RNA polymerase II
Molecular function (GO): DNA-binding transcription factor activity, RNA polymerase II-specific; RNA polymerase II cis-regulatory region sequence-specific DNA binding
Source: RefSeq, a predicted model, not a curated record